AGUUUUCAAUGAAACUUUCAUAAAAGUAUGUAAGUACUUAAGAUGGAAUAGAUCGAGAUAAAAAGUAGUGGAAACAAGUUCAGGAUCCAGUAGAUUCAAACCGAUAAUAGUCCCCGCGUCGACCCACCGGGUUUGGAGUUCCCUGUGACCGAGUACCGGCGAAAUCUACCCCUUUAGGGGAGCAGACCACAAACCGAUGGUCUCUGCGGGCAAGCAUCACAUGUCCGCCACGGUAGACGCGGAGCAUGGGCACCGACGCAAUAUAGCCCUGGGGGGUGCGGAGAAUCUUGCGAUGACAUCGGUGCCAUUUACCUGCAACAUGCGGGUCCCGUCUGCUACGAAGCCGGAGGCGGGCGCGUGGCGCCCGGCCCUUACCGUCACGGGAGCACAGCAGCAACAUUCCAUCCUCUGCACGCACGGUCACAGAAGUCGACCAGGGCGGACACGACACACACGGCGGCGGGGUUUCCGUACCAGGCGCGCCACCCGAGGAUGCCGCGCGGGCUGCACCCCCGUGCGGCAGUUUGAGGUUUUGAGGAAGGCACAUGUCGUAUACUGUGGGUGGCAGGCAAGAGUAGCAAUUAAUGUAGUAGCGGCAUAUAUAGAAGAUAUUCAUAAUUAUGAUAAGAAUAAGCUAAACCUCCGCGGUGUUCAGACCAAGCUUAAACUUUCGACAGUUAGAAUUUACCAGUUCCGCCUGUUGCGCCAGGCGAUAACUAUCAUAGUUAUUAACACACCGUAA
Molecule: messenger RNA, 742 nt
Organism: Amoebophrya sp. A120
Lineage: Eukaryota; Dinophyceae; Syndiniales; Amoebophryaceae
Source: the annotation of a GenBank genome assembly